GUUUUCUAACUGCUGCAGCAAAAGUUUUGCUGUAUUAAAUUUAUGUACGGUAUCUGACUAUCUGCCUCCAAAAUGAUGUCUCAUGAUCAUCUUGAACCAAUGGCCACCUGCUCAGAUAGUGAGGAAACGUUCAACCAGAAACGCAAACGAUGGGAGCGGGACGAGAAAGUUCCUCGCACGGGAGAAUCAAACAGCGUUCCGGACGAUUCUCCUAACUCUUCGUUCCCAGAUGGAAAACCGAUGAAGGCCCUGGAAAAACCGAAUGUGCUGAAAUACUCCGAGCGACCCGAUACGAAUGUGCUGAAAACGACCGUAAUUCUUAACAAAAUUAUUGUUCGCACAACGGAACUGGCCAAUCAUGUGCUUGUUAUGGGAACAGUAUCGUAUUCUGACAGUCCUGUCAAGUGUCCGUACGGGGCCGAAACCAACGCCUGUAACAACGUCAAGUUUGUGUCGACGGAUCGGCUGAAGGCGCAUUUGGAAGUCGCGCACCAGUUGCCCAAUGUGCAGAUCAAUCUGUUGUGUCCCUGUCCGGCGGAAUGCAACGGAGAUAAGGAAUGUCCGGUUGCCAUAUAUGAUCAGUACUCAGGACUGUAUCUGGUAGAUCAUUUGACCGAGGCUCAUGAGCAGUUCUACAACAAACUCCAGGCAUUACUGUGCUGCGUGGAUGUUGACGAUGACGAUGACCAGGAUGACCUCGAAGCAUUCCUGAAGGAAAACAAUUUGAAUAGGAAAGAUAUGGAUUAUCUCAAGCAUCUGGAUGGGCGUAAAACGUUUCCGGAAUGGACACGCGAUGUGACUAAACCGUUCCAAAGCCAGCUGAUUCCAGACAAAUUCGUUCAGCCAACAGUUGUAGAGAAUCGUUGCUUGUAUUACGUCUGCAACCUUGAACCAUGUAAAGGGAACCGUUUCCCCAGCCCGCGACGAAUCAGAAGUCACAUUUGCACAGUGCACCUGGAACAGGUGCCCAUGCAGACCGACCUUUACUUUGGAUGCCCUGCCCCAGGAUGCAAGGACAUCGUGAAGUCCAACACGAAUCUCAUAAUAUCGCACGUGAAAGCGAUGCAUCCUUCUUUGUGCGGCAGGCCUGAUUACUCGCAGAACGCUUUGCAGAAACGAGAGCGCAUGAUAAUGGAAAUGGAUAGUGGUUCUGUACGGGUCAGUCAGACUCUGGACGAUUCAUCUGAGGAUUCCGAUGACAGCAGUCCUGAUAGCGAAAAGGAGGAGUACACGCGGUACUUGUACAAGUACUCAUGUCCGGCUGAGGGUUGCACGGUGGUGUACUGGGAUCGGGAUUAUAUGAUUUGGCACAUUGGAGCUGAUCAUCAAAAAAUCUGGACUACUGCUUGAAGGUGACGUUGCUAUGCUAACUUUCGGCUGGUUUUCGCCCAAAAUCAAACCGGAAUUCUGAGCUCCUCCUACGACGGCACUCUCCGCAUCUGAUCUAUCGACAACAAGGAGAAGCACAAAGUCUGCCUGAAACUGAAAUCCGCCAGCUGCCUGAAGACCGUCCCCAGUCCCCACCACCUGCACUUACAACAGGGGCCACAGGGCACUGCUUAUCCGGACGCCCCGAGAAACGCGUCAAACCGAAGCUGGCGGAUUUGGUGACCGCGGAUUACGUCUAUUACCACGUUCGCUGUGCCCUUUGUACAAGGAAGAGAAGCAACGCAGUAAGCAGGCGCAGUUUGAGCGAGCCCGCAAGGAUCCCGUUAACGGGAGUAAAAGAAUUAGCUUGCGUGACAACUUUUAAAAAGAAAUACAAUUCAGUUUUGUCAGUUUUUUUACAUGUUACUGUAAAUACAAUUUUUACGACAGCGCUUGUCGAUAGAAAUUCAACGGAAACGCGGCGUCAACGCUGAGCAGUGGG
This is a messenger RNA of Paramacrobiotus metropolitanus, 1870 nucleotides long. RefSeq lists its product as uncharacterized. Lineage: Eukaryota; Metazoa; Tardigrada; Eutardigrada; Parachela; Macrobiotidae. The coding region runs from base 73 to 1350 and encodes 425 amino acids. The record is from RefSeq and is a predicted model, not a curated record. The transcript has 9 exons.